AUGGCCAUCUCCCUUGCAAGCAGCUGUAGCCCAACGCGGCUGGGUUUCCCAAUGGACGAAAAGGGACCAAAGCAGAGCGUGUGGCAUCGAUUAGGACUACGACGGUGGCUGGGUCGUGAUGAUCGAGAUUCUCGGAACCACGAUGCCCUUUUCCCCCACAACCAUAACCGAGCGUCCUCCAUCGACAGUAACAAGCAAGACAACCUCACUCGUCGCCUGUCACGUCGCGUAGGGGUUGGUUUACCCCUAUCUGGCCCCUUUAAACGCCAAAACUCCCAGCAUCGUGAUCAACUCGCACCCCUGAACCUCGAACCCCAGCACCGUCGUGCUCAUUCGGCCGACCGUCGCCCGUUGAGUGCCCAAACAAGCCGGUCUCCACCGCCCGCCGUGGGCCCUCGACUUUCCGCGCCAGAGGUUCAGUGGCUCGGGCCGACAACCGCUACCACGGUCGACGAGCCCCUCGAUCGCGAAUUGGAUACGCCCCUGGAUCUGGAAGUAGACGUGGAGAACGAUGAGACCGAUUCCGAACCUGAUUGGGACCCUUCCCCCGACAUAAUUGCCCCUGAGGCUGAGAGCGCACAACCGCCAAACACACUCGAGAUGGAGCUGGAACGACGAUGGAUUUUGAACCUGAGCAUGCACUUCCGGGAUCGCUCGGAAAGGGAGAAGUUCUUCGUUACAUACGCCGAAACCCCGACCCGAUGGCGCCGAGUCACGAUUUCUUGCGAUUACCGCGGCGCAACCGAGGACUCACUUGAGCAGGAUUUGAAGGAAUUGCGAUAUCAGCGGGACAAAUGUGCGCGAAUUUACGAGUCGAUCCGCGAAUCCCUUCCCGAGAUCCAAUUUUACGAUACCGUCACCAAUUUGAAAGUUGAGACUCGCGAUGGCCGUUUGCACGUUCAUGUCACCGAGGACGUCAACGAAACGAUUCCUUAUCCUCCGGUCUCCAGUAUCGGGCACCUACGGGGUGCUCGGUGUGUACCAGAGAACCUUUUGCACUUUGAAUCCCAUCUCUCUGGAUUUGUUUAUAAAGUACGGCUGGGGGCCCACGCGUAUAUCAAGAAGGAGAUUCCGGGCCCUGAUACGGUUGAUGAGUUUUUAUACGAGAUCAAUGCGCUGCAUGCAUUGAAUCGCGCGCCCAAUGUGAUACAAGUGGAAGCGAUUGUGGUCGAUGAGCGACAGGAAGUGGUCAAGGGCCUGCUGAUCAACUAUGCGGCUCAGGGCGCGCUGGUCGAUAUUCUGUAUGAUCAGCGGGGAGAGCUUUCUUUUCCCAGACGGGAGCGAUGGGCCAAACAGAUUGUUCAAGGUCUCUGUGAGAUCCAUGAGUCAGGAUACGUCCAGGGAGAUUUCACGCUAUCGAACAUCGUGGUGGAUGGCGAAGACAAUGCGCAUAUUAUCGACAUUAAUCGCAGAGGAUGCCCCGUUGGAUGGGAGCCGCCAGAGAUUGCCGCGAAAAUUGAAAGCAACCAGCGUAUUUCCAUGUAUAUUGGGGUCAAGACAGAUCUGUAUCAGCUUGGAAUGACCUUGUGGGCCUUAGCGAUGGAGGAGGACGAGCCGGAACGACAGCCUCGUCCCCUGCUCUUAGGAAAUGAGGUGGAUGUGCCCGAUUACUAUCGCCGACUGGUUGAUAUCUGCCUCAGCCCUACUCCCCGACACCGAUUGUCCGCCAAAGACCUUCUUACCCUUUUCCCGACAGACCUUUUUUCACGAUCUAUGCCGGCAGGCCGGGCUCGAGAUAUCGCUGAUCAUGAUCUAAGGCCUCUCGUCACAAAAAGCCAUGGCGCAAACGCCUACCCUGUGGCUCUCCCCAUGACCGGCGCCUUUGACUCCCUACCUCCCUUUGAAAACGACUUUUCCAAAGCACACAACGGCAUGCCACAGCCGAUUUUCUCAAACCACCACGAUCAAGGCAAGGGAUCAACACCUACACUUGCAGGUUCCAAUGGGGGAGCAGCUUUCUUAUCUCGCCAUUCUUCGGCAUCCACAUUGAAUCAUCAUGAAAUUGAUGAUCUAGGACGAAGAUGGGAUAUGCCAGAGCCUAGCUACGAUAGAGCCGAACCCCAACCAGCUCAUCAUUCUGAUACCCACGCGUGGACCAAUAACGUCGGUCAAAAUUUCCAUUCCAACGUCUCAGAACGAGAAACGUCCCCCUCAGAUACAACUCCAUAUCAGCCAUCCCAGCCAUCUAUUGACCAAGAUUCGAUCAAUGGACAAGAUCACCCGCCCAACCCCGAACCCGCAUCCGCCUCCCCAAGAUCCGAUGAACAGACGUCAAUUCCAAUCCAAGACGAUGAACGGGUACAUCAGCCGAUUGAGCAGCCUGUCUCUGCUCCCACCCCAGCCGAACAUCUCGGCGCAAUGCCAUUCCUCUUCCAUUCAAUCCUCCCUAUCAAUCCAGCUCUACCAUUUUCACGACACCGGACAUGGCCUUCAGUGGCAAAAGAUACGCAACCUUCUUUACCAACUUAUCGUGAACCUAUACCAGACAAUUCGGCUCUCUUGGAACACCUUUAUCGAUCUCGACUGCCUAUCAAUCCUGCCUUAAAGGAUGAUAUCUACAAUAAUUCGAAACGCGAUCUUUUCGAGUCACAACUACCUAUAAACCCGGCUGUCCAGGAUGGUUCCGCUAGAUUUGUGGCCUCGUCUCCUGAAUCUAAGCCAUCUAUCAGCGCAAAAUCUAAGAAGGGCUUGAUUGAAAUCUCGCCGUUUGUCGAGUCACAACUACCUAUUACUCCGGCUGUUGAGAAUAGUUUUGCUAGGUCUGUGUCUGCGCCUCUUGAACCCAGGCCAUCUACCAGCGCAAUUAUCGAGGAGGCAAUACAACUUUCACCUCUUGUUGAGUCGCGACUACCUAUAAAUCCGGCUGUUGAGAAUGGCCCCGUUAUGGUGGUGUCUUCGCUCCGAGAGCGAUACCUCUCCACCAGCGCAACUGUCGUGAGCGAUUCUAUCAAAUCCUCUCCCCUUGUUGAGUCACGUCUUCCCAUAAAUCCAGCUGUUGAGAACGGUUCCGUGAGGGUUGUGUCCUCGCCUCUGAAGUCGAGACUCCCCACUCGCGAAAGUGUUAAGAAGGAAGCCAUUGGAUUCUCUUCGUCCCUUGUCGAAUCACGACUCCCUAUAAAUCCGGCUGUUGGAGAUGGAUCCAUGAAACUGGCCCUUUCUCUCCCUGAAUCUCAACCUCCGGCCAAGAAAACCGAACACGAGCCUGUUGGAUUGGUAUCUACCAUUCUCGAGUCACAGCUUCCGAUUAACCCGACUGUCGAAGACGGCUUCGUCAAAUGUGUUAUCUCACCUGUCAAAUCACAGCUCCCUGUCACCCAGGCCAUUGACAACAAUUCUGUCCGACUCAUUCCCUCCCUUGUCGAGUCCCGACUCCCUAUCAACCCAGCCUCUAGAGAAUGUCUCUAG
Penicillium pulvis is the source of this 3405-nucleotide messenger RNA. Its product is annotated as protein kinase family protein. Gene Ontology annotation, molecular function: ATP binding; protein kinase activity. The transcript has a single exon. Gene Ontology annotation, cellular component: cytoplasm. NCBI's taxonomy places the organism in Eukaryota, Fungi, Ascomycota, Eurotiomycetes, Eurotiales, Aspergillaceae. Gene Ontology annotation, biological process: protein phosphorylation; signal transduction. The record is from RefSeq and is a predicted model, not a curated record. Bases 1 to 3405 code for a protein of 1134 amino acids.